Messenger RNA from Polyodon spathula (Mississippi paddlefish), 1327 nucleotides. RefSeq lists its product as uncharacterized. The record is from RefSeq and is a predicted model, not a curated record. NCBI's taxonomy places the organism in Eukaryota, Metazoa, Chordata, Actinopteri, Acipenseriformes, Polyodontidae. The transcript has 4 exons. Bases 78 to 392 code for a protein of 104 amino acids.
CAAGAGAGAGGCACACGGUGACACACAGCUGGAGAAGAACACAAGCCUGGCCAGUAGUCUCGAGUAUUUCAGUGGAGAUGCAUUCUCAGCAGGUCCUCACGCUCUGUGUCGCAGUGUCUUUGAUGGUCCUGGUCCAGGCAGGUCCGCUGGGCUCCGAGGAGAAGUGGAAGUCCCUGGAGAUCCCCCGCAACAGAGACCUGUUUUUCCAAACGCUGCAAGCCUACUUCAAUAGGAGGGGUGUGAACAUGGCUAAGGUCUCGCAGCCCCUCCCCAUUGACAACCUGCAGCCCCUGGACACCUCGCCUCCCCUGUACACAGUGGACCCACUCUCCUCUGCCUUCUCUGAAUACGAGAGACAGAAGAACUCCUUCGCUGCCUUCCUCAGGGGCUGACUCUGCGCAGACCCCCACUCACAGGUGGCUCAGGGACAGGGACUCACACACUCUGAUGGGACUAAGCAAUGGGAUUUUGUACAUAUUUAUUUAUUUAUGUAUGUAUGUAUUUCAUUGAAUUUGUUAAGGCAGUUUUUCCUCUACCAGCGAUUUCUUCAGUAAACACCAGGGCCACACUGCAGACAUUGUGUCUUCACUGUGAACUUCAAUGUGACACGUACCGGGACUCCGGACCUUCAGAACACCAGAACGCGACCCACAGAGGCUUCCCAAUGACAGGACUGCACACCAGAACGCUACCCACAGAGGCUUCCCAAUGACAGGACUCCACACCAGCAAAACAACGGGGCUCUGACCAGGGAGCACAGCUUUCAUGAUGGGUUUUGAAUAUUGAGCAAAGAGAAACUCCGGCAGAAAUACUCCCACCCCAGCAAAACCGAAUCAAAUAUUUGAGUGACGCUGUAUUUAGACUGUAAUUACACAUGGUUAUCAUUUAACAGUUUACUCUGUACUUAGCCAUAUAAAUGUUUAACAUGGUAUAUUUGCACUGGAUGGUAUCUUUAUUUAUUGGGCAGUUUCUACUUUAUAUGCCUUCCAUUUAAAGUAGUUACCUCAGUUUAAAAUACUAUUACCGUACAUAUUUCUUGCAUGUGCUUUAACAGGCUUUUACUAUCAAAGUAAUAACACAAGACAGCGGGUUUGCUCUUAAAAAGUGGCUUCCCCACCACCACCCUUCCCCACCCCUGCCAGAGUGAAUUGGUUGUCUGGCGAAUCAGUUUUUCUAAGGAUCACAACGUGCUUGUGUAGUUGUAGCCCAGUUGGUUGGUUUAUGGUUUACAGAACACCACAGCGUGCCAAAUUCACCUAAUGAUAUUAUCAUGUGGGGAGAUUUUUAUUGAUGUAAAUGCUGUCUUGGCUAGUUUUUCCUUUGUGUC